Colius striatus (speckled mousebird) is the source of this 4578-nucleotide messenger RNA. Its product is annotated as protocadherin-10-like. Gene Ontology annotation, biological process: homophilic cell-cell adhesion. The transcript has 4 exons. Gene Ontology annotation, molecular function: calcium ion binding. The record is from RefSeq and is a predicted model, not a curated record. Lineage: Eukaryota; Metazoa; Chordata; Aves; Coliiformes; Coliidae. Bases 533 to 3415 code for a protein of 960 amino acids. Gene Ontology annotation, cellular component: plasma membrane.
CUUUCUGUGCCUCCGCGCUGAUGGGCUCAGCUUUAUCCAGGGCUGUAAUCCCCCGUGCUCCGGUAAUUAAAAACUCCGCAUUACAAGGAAAACGGUGUGCAGGGAAAUGUAAUCAAGUCUGGAGGGGCUUAACCAUCUGCUAAAGGUUAGAACCGGCGCGGUGGGGGACGCGGCCAAGGGAUUUAGCAGCCGCUGCGAUCCGGGCUCCUCUUAAUCUACCGCAGCAUCUGCGGGGGUAAUACCGGUGCCUGGGGCAGCGAUCGGUCUCGCCGGAGGUUCCAGCGCCGUUAGCGAGACCUCCCCAGGAUUAGCCUCCCAGGGGCGUCUCGAGGCUCCGGUGGAACCGAUUCUGGUGUGACACCGGAUUACAUUCCCUCCACGGUGCCUGCAGGGAAAGGGUUAAGUGGCUCCGGGCAGUACUCCCCCCCCCCCCUUCCCGCCCCCGGAAGCCCGAAACUCUUUGGAAGCUCAAAGGGCGAGCGAAGGCGAGAGGCGAGACGCGGCGGGGAGUCUCCGGGAGGGCUGCGGGGCCAUGGGGGCCGGGGCAGGUUCCGGGCCGGGGAGGCUCUUCCUCCGCUCCCUCCUCUUCCUCCUGCUGUGCGCGGCCCCGGCGGGCGGGCAGCUGCGCUACGCCGUGCCGGAGGAGCUGGAGCACGGAGCCUUCGUGGCCAACCUGGGCGAGGACCUGGGGCUGGACGUGUCCACUCUGUCGGCGCGGCGGUUCCGCAUCGUGUCGCGGGCCGGCGCCCGGCAGCACCUGGAGGUGAACCUGGAGAACGGGAUCCUCUUUGUGAACGAGCGGAUUGAUCGGGAGGAGGUGUGCGAGGCCGGGGACACCUGCCUGCUUCACCUGCAGCUCCUUGUGGAGAGCCCGCUGGAGCUCUACCGCGUCGAGGUGGAGGUGCUGGACAUCAACGACCACGCGCCCACCUUUCCGUGGCAAGAAUACGCGCUGGAGGUGGCCGAGUCCGCCCUGCUGGGCGCCCGCUUCCCGCUGGAGAGCGCCCACGAUCCCGACGUGGGUUCCAACUCGGUGCACACGUACCGCCUCAGCCCCAACGCCUUCUUCUCGCUCGAGGUGCAGACGCGCAGCGACGGCAGCAAGUUCGCGGAGCUGGUGCUGGAGCGGGGGCUGGACCGCGAGCAGCAGCGCACACACCGGGUGCUGCUCACGGCCCUGGACGGCGGCGUCCCCGCGCGCUCGGGCACCGCGCGAGUCCUCGUCACUGUGCUGGACGCCAACGACAACGUGCCCGCCUUCGACCAGCCCUCCUACGGCGUCAGCCUGCCCGAGGAUGCCCCCGCCGGCACCCUGGUCAUCCAGCUCAACGCCACCGACCUGGACGAGGGUCCCAAUGGGGAGAUCGAGUACUCCUUCAGCGGCCACGCGCCGCCGCGCGCCCGGGAGCUCUUCCACAUCGAGCCCCGCAGCGGGCAGGUGCUGCUCAAGGGGCCCCUGGACUACGAGCGGGCGAGUCUCCACGAGCUCUACGUGCAAGCCAAGGACCGUGGGCCUUCGGCCGUGGCUGUUCACUGCCGAGUGCUCGUGCAGCUCCUGGACGUGAACGACAACGCGCCGGAGGUGACCCUCACCUCCGUGUCCACGCCCGUACUGGAGGACGCCCCGCCGGGCACCGUCAUCGCCGUCAUCAGCGUCCUGGACCGAGACUCGGGCGACAACGGGCGCGUGAGCUGUGAGGUCGGCCCCGACGUGCCCUUCGAGCUCCGCUCCUCCUUCCGCAACUACUACACGCUGGUGACCACGCGGGCGCUGGACCGGGAGGCCGUGGCCGAGUACAACGUGAGCAUCACGGCGCGGGACAUGGGCUCCCCGGCGCUGCUCACCCGCAGCACUCUCACCGUCCCGGUAUCCGACGUCAACGACAACGCCCCGCGCUUCCUCCAGCCCUCCUACAGCGUCUACGUGAUGGAGAACAACGCGCCGGGCGCCUCCAUCUGCUCUGUCAGUGCCUCAGACCCCGACUGCCAGCAGAACGCCUACCUGUCCUACUCCAUCGCCGACGGGCACAUCCAUGGCAUGCCUGUGGGCACCUACGUGUCCAUCAACUCGGACAGCGGGCACAUGUACGCCCUGCGCUCCCUGGAUUACGAGCAGAUCCGCAGCUUCCAGGUCCAGGUACAGGCGCAGGACGCGGGUUUCCCCCCGCUCAGCGCCAACGUCACCGUCCACGUCUUCGUGCUGGACCAGAACGACAACGCUCCCGUCAUUGUUUCUCCGACGCCGCGCAACGGCUCCGUGGCCACCGAGCUGGUGCCGCGAUCUGCCCGGCCUGGCUACCUGGUGGGCACGGUGUCGGCGGUGGAUGCGGACGCAGGGCUGAACUCGCGUCUCUCCUACCAGCUGCUCCAGGCCACUGACUUCACCCUCUUCAGCGUGGCACCAGACACAGGGGAGCUGCGCACCCUCCGCUCCUUUCUGGAGCAGGACGCGACCCGGCAGCAGCUGGUGGUGCAGGUGCGGGACAGUGGGCAGCCAGCCCUCUCUGCCACCGUGUCCCUCCUGCUGUCGGUGGUGGAGACCAUGCCUCAGACUCUCUCAGACUUCAGCGAGUUCAGCCUCCCUCCGGAGACCACCUCAUCGUCCCCAUUCACCCUCUACCUCCUCGUCUCCCUGGGCUCCAUCUCCUUCACUUUUCUCCUCGCCAUCCUCAUCCUCACAGCUGUGCGGUGCCGUGGGGCCCGGCGCUCCCUCCGAGGCGAGGGCUGCUCGGCAACCCGCUGCCACUGCUGCCCUGGGGCCAGACAGUCCUCCGACGGCCUGAAGACGUCCAACCUGACGGCUCAGCCCGCUGCCGGGACCAGCGCUGCCGCGUGCCUCGACGUGCCCGGGGGUGGCCCCCCGGGCUACUGCUACAAGGUCUGCCUGGGUCCUGAGUCAGCCCAGAGUGACUUCAUGUUCCUCAAACCCUGCAGCCCUCCCCGAAACAACGAGAAGGGCCCCAGGAAGUGGUCCCAGCUGGGACAGCACCUCCAGGUAUCCAACCAGAUGAAGCAGCCCAACAUGGACUGGCUGCCUCCAGGCACACAGCGACCUGCCCUGAAGAGCUCCCAGAGCCUGGAGGAUGUGGGGGAAAUCCACAGAGCCCUCCAGAAGGAGCAUGAGAGGCUGUGCACGCUGGUGACCCCUGUCUCUGAAUUUCAGAAGGCUUCAGCAGGCACCAACAGCAUCUGGACUCCCCAGUGCAGCCCCUUGUACCCAGGGCACAUCCCAGCCCUGGAUUAUCAGCACAACGUCUACAUCCCUGGCACCCCCACGCUGCUUUCCAGCAAAGAUGGGCCCCUCUUCCUGGGCCAGGAGAACAAGAACAGCUUCUCCACCUUUGGCAAGAGGAAGAAGAUGCCAACUUACUGCGACAUGCAUGACAGUGUGGUUAUCAACAACGACUUGAAGUAGUGCCUGGUGCUGGGCCUGGGUGGCUCUGCCAGUCACCCACUCACUCUGCCCAUGGCACACGGCUCCGGGCACGGACACUCGGGCUUUGUGGGGCUUUGGGGUAGUGGCUCACCAGAUUUAGGGGAGAAACAGACUGAGAAGGGUUAAGGAUGGGGAGGAGAGGUGUUUCUCCCAGCUCACCCCACAUUGCUGUGUUGGCAGCAGGUGCUAUUGGGGGUCCCAUAGGACCAGACUGAAGCAAAUCUGUCUCGAGUUUCCCCGUUUCCAGGUCCCCUCAGGGACCGUCCAUCUCUGUAAACGUCGUCACUUUGUUGUCUUGUCCUGCUGUAUGAACGUUCUGAUGAGCUGCAUGCCUGUAUUUCUGUUGCAGUAGGCAUGGAAAAUGUACUGAGACUCAAGCCUGGUUGAGUCCUAGUUGACCCUGACCCUAUACCCUGGCGCAUUGACUGUUGCUCUCUCUGUCCCCCAGAUCCCCUGGGAUGUGUUGCAUGUCCAGAGCAGCCGUUGGUGUCUGUCUUCUCUGGGAAGUGAGUCCAAAGCCCAGCUAUUAUGGGUGCUUCCCUUCAAACCCUGAGCCAACACUCUCAGGGCUGGAGCCCCAAAGCCAAGGGCAGAGCUGGGGCCAAGGGCACAGCCAGGCUCUGCUCUGGCAGCAGCACGAGCUGGAGCACACACACACUUGGAUGGCCAGAAGAGUUGUUGGCUCAAGCAGCUGAGAGAAGCCCAAGGUGAGGCCCUGCUGAGUAACUCUAUAGCCCAAGGCAACAUCAUUGGGAUGAAAGAGUUUCUAGCCGAGGAGCCCCAAUACAUGUGACAAUCCUCUUCCCUCCUCACUCUGCCCUCACCUGAAACUCUGUUAACCCCAAGUCCUGAGUGCCUGGAGGAAGCCAUGUGCUGGGGUCCACCUGUGUAGGACAAACAGCUCCCACUGCAUCCUGCUUCUCUUGCUGGCUGGCAGGAGCCCUCAAGGACAGGACUCCAGCCCUGGAACAGUCCCCUGCCCUGCUCACCCUACACCUGUCCACCCAGUCUGUCUGCCGCCGAUGCCAAUUGCUCCUGUCACAGGACAGUUCAUUUCCAGUCCAUCUGUGCAGAACACAGCAUCUCUUUCUAAACCAAGUUUGUUUCACAAUGUCUGAUUUGUACCAAUAAAUUGUAUUUUA